AUGCCAUUGAAGAAGGAUUACGAGCAUCGCGAACAAGUGAAAGUAGUGGCAGGCACCUAUGCAGGAAAGGAGGGUAUCUUCCUUAGAGCCAUCGGUGCCAAGAAAGUGAUGUGCGAUGUCGAAAUCCAGGGUGCUACUAAAUCGAUUUAUUACAGUUCCAUCCGUCCGGCUGCUACCCAUGCAGAAAAAAGGCGACAAGAGGAGGAAAUCAGAAGGCAAAAGCAAGAGAUCGAUCGGCAGCAACAAGAGAUUGAUGAACUAGUGGAAACCAUGCGAUCGAUGAACAUCACAAUGGGACGACUACAGGAAAAGGUGGAUGAGCUGGAACAUUUGAAAAGAAAGAAACUUUAA
This is a messenger RNA of Seminavis robusta, 351 nucleotides long. NCBI's taxonomy places the organism in Eukaryota, Bacillariophyta, Bacillariophyceae, Naviculales, Naviculaceae. The record is from the annotation of a GenBank genome assembly.